AUGCUUGAACCUGAGCCGAGCAAAGGGGCGAUCCACGCAUUAUUUCCGCAGGGCCAGUUUACCCUUUUCGCGACACCAGACCUUUGUGAAGACCCCUUUUCGGUGAAUAUGCCUACAACCGAGCAAGUCAGAGAAAUUUUCGCGCCUUUCGAAAAAGGGGAUGCCGCUGCCUUCUUUGAGAGUAUCGCCGAAGAUGUGGACUGGCAGGUGAAAGGCACAUAUUGCCCCAUCGCUGGCCACUACCAUUCCAAAAAGCAAUUUCACGAGGGAACAAAAGGUCUCAGUUCUACAUGGGCGAGCCCUUUGAAACUUCAAGUUGAGAACAUCAUCUGCGAUGGUCGGCAGGCUGCGGUCGAGAUGAAGGCCGUGGAUACUAAAUGCAAGAAUGGCCUCCCAUUUAACAACGAGUAUACUUGGAUAUGCGAGUUCGACGAUCAGAAUAAGAUUGUCAAGAUUCGCGCCUAUAUGGAUACGGAUCUGGUGGUUAGAGCCAUCAAAGAGAAUCAGUAG
Molecule: messenger RNA, 510 nt
Organism: Penicillium samsonianum
Lineage: Eukaryota; Fungi; Ascomycota; Eurotiomycetes; Eurotiales; Aspergillaceae
Product: nuclear transport factor 2 family protein
Exons: 4
Coding region: 1-510 (169 amino acids)
Source: RefSeq, a predicted model, not a curated record